AUCGUUCAGGAGGUAAGUGCUGGCACUGUGUCUGUGUGCCAGGGAGCCACGGGAUGACCUGCCAGCCCCAGACAGUGACCCCAAUGUGUCCCAUGUCCCCAGGGGAAAUUUUUUUUCCCCUUCCAGUCCUCUCCUGGGUGAGGGGACAUGCACACCCAGCACAUCUGCCUGCCAUGUCCAGCCACCGAGCAGGCUGUGACCAUCACCCCCUUUGACAGCCCACAACCAGCACAAAGGCCCUAGAUGUCCCCACGGGCAGCCUGGCACAGCAUGGUGAACCCCUGGCACAGAGACAGAUGAGUUCUGGCCAGGACUGAGAUGGGCUGGAACAGAGAUGAGUGUUUCUCUGCAGGGGAGGGUGGACUCAGGUGGGACCGGGCUGUGCCACGCUGCCACCCCUGUUCAGGUCACACGAGGCUGGGGGAUGCUGGUCCUCACCUUGGGACAGGCUGGGGGCUUUAAAUCCCUGUCCCGGGGGAUUUGGCAGGGGAGCUCUGUGUGCUGAGGGCUGGGUGGUCAUCAAGGGCUGUCCCGUUGCAGGGCAGCCCUGCACAGCCAUCUUGGGGCUGGAACUGAACCCCACUGUGCCUCCCUGGCUGGUGCUGCACCCACAGCCCCUGGCACUGCCCCUCGGGCUGCCAUGCAGAGCUCUGCAAGCCCUGCCCCGGCCCUGCUGCCCUGCAGCUCAUGCUCCGCCUGCUCAUCCGAGCACCCCAGGGGCAGCGCCUGCCCACGGGUACCCCCAAAGCACCUCCUGGGCCAGGCAGGGCUGUGCUGCCCCUGGCUGGGCUUCUCCUGAGCGUGAAGGGUGUCUGCAGAGCAGGAGGGGCCAGGCGAGGCGGGGAGGAAUGCGAGUGGGAGAGCGGCCGGGCAUGUAGCGACAGCUCCUGGGGCGCCCGGCGCCAGGGAUCCCACACGCUGCACAGGGCAGGGAGCAGAGCCCCGGCAGCAGCGCUGGCAGCUGCCAUGGGGCACCCCACCACUCACCCCCUCUGAGGAGCAGCCAGCAGAAGGCGGUGGGUGAGUCACCCGGCUGUGGUGAGGGUCCUUGGCUCCGGGGGGACCUCAGAUCUGACGCAGAGGGGCUGGAAAUCCUCCCCCCCCAGGAGGGUGAUGCCCUGCUGUGCCCACCCAAGGGGCUGAGGAUGCUGGGGUGUCGAGUAGCUGCCAUGAGCCCCGAGAAGGUGCUGAGGGAGGGGGUGCUGGAGAAGAGGAGCGGAGGGCUGCUGCAGCUCUGGAAGAAGAAGCGCUGCCUGCUGACGGAGAAAGGGCUGCAGCUCUCGGAGCCCAAGGGCUCGCGGCGCAAGGAGCUCAGCUUCUCCCGCAUGAAGGCGGUGGAGUGCGUGGAGUGGAAGGCGCAGCACAUCUACUUCACCGUGGUGAUGGACGACAGCCACGAGAUCGACUUCCGCUGCGCCCAGGAGGACCCCGGCUGGAACGCCGAGAUCACCAUGGGCCUCGUCCGCUUCAAGAACCAGCAGGCCAUGCAGCUGGUGCGCGCCCGGCACAGCUGCAGAGCGGUGGUGCAGUUCGAUGCAGCCCCGGUGGGACAGCCCCUGGAUGCACAACAUCUGAAGAGCAGGAUGGAGAUGGCCCUUGGCUCAGUGGUCAGUGGGGAGAAUGGGAUACCAGUGGGCAAGUGAGGCCAUGGGGAUGGUGGCCCCCCCAUUCUGGGGCAGGACAGAGGCACCGCAGGAGCUGGGCUGGCUGCAGGGGUCAAGCCACAACCCCUUGGAAUGAUGGGGCAAUGGACAGAGUCAGGGCCACCACCUGAGGCUCUGGAUGUGCCAGGAUGUGACAUCUCUGCCUGGAGGACCACCAUCCUUCAGCUGAGAUGGCCAGGACUUUAUGGACCCAGUGGGAACUCUUGGGCCUUUCCUGCGGGACAGGGGAUGGGUUGGAUGAGGUUGAGCCCAAAGGAAGCUGUGUGACAGUGAGCUCUGCCUGAAAGCCAGUGACACUGGGACAGAUGGAUGCAACUGGGGCCAUGGCUCCCCCUGAGCAUUGAGAAGGGGCUGGAGAGCUGCAGCUGCUGCAGGGACCCCUCUGAGCACCGUACCUGGAUGAUGCAGUGGCUGUGCUGCCCUGGGCUGUCCUCAGGCUAACUGGGGAUGCUGGGGAAGGCAACGAGGACCUCAACUCCCUGUACCCAAAGUGUUCCCAAACAAGAUCUUCUGCUGCUUA
This is a messenger RNA of Colius striatus (speckled mousebird), 2184 nucleotides long. RefSeq names its product pleckstrin homology like domain family A member 3 (gene PHLDA3). Bases 1146 to 1643 code for a protein of 165 amino acids. The record is from RefSeq and is a predicted model, not a curated record. Gene Ontology annotation, cellular component: plasma membrane. Gene Ontology annotation, molecular function: phosphatidylinositol phosphate binding. Lineage: Eukaryota; Metazoa; Chordata; Aves; Coliiformes; Coliidae. The transcript has 2 exons. Gene Ontology annotation, biological process: intrinsic apoptotic signaling pathway in response to DNA damage by p53 class mediator; positive regulation of apoptotic process; negative regulation of phosphatidylinositol 3-kinase/protein kinase B signal transduction.